Molecule: messenger RNA, 276 nt
Organism: Caenorhabditis remanei
Lineage: Eukaryota; Metazoa; Nematoda; Chromadorea; Rhabditida; Rhabditidae
Exons: 2
Coding region: 1-276 (91 amino acids)
Source: RefSeq, a predicted model, not a curated record
AUGCUCACAAGGGUCCCAAUUCUCCUCAUUCUGGCUUUAAUCGUCGCGUUGGCAGUGUGCCAGGAGCCUGAGAAGCCCGAGAAGCGGCCAGCACUCCUGUCACGUUACGGUCGUGCGGUGCUGCCACGUUACGGUAAACGAUCGAUGGAUUCGAAUAUGAACGGUCAAGGAUCAAUGAUGACGGAAGACAACUCUGACGUCGUGUGCCAACUCAUCGACGGAAAGUACAUCUGCCUUCCGGUGGAUGCCGUUCGGUUCCGCCCGUUCUUUGUUUAA